Aspergillus saccharolyticus JOP 1030-1 is the source of this 1425-nucleotide messenger RNA. RefSeq names its product histidine acid phosphatase. The transcript has 3 exons. NCBI's taxonomy places the organism in Eukaryota, Fungi, Ascomycota, Eurotiomycetes, Eurotiales, Aspergillaceae. The record is from RefSeq and is a predicted model, not a curated record. Gene Ontology annotation, biological process: dephosphorylation. Bases 1 to 1425 code for a protein of 474 amino acids. Gene Ontology annotation, molecular function: phosphatase activity.
AUGUCUACUAGUAUCUACGAGGGUCUCGUCGACAUGAUCUCUCUCUUGUUUAGCCUCUUUACUUCUGCGGUCGCGGCUCGCGACACUUUCUACCCACCACUCAACCACACCACCUUCAUCACCAAUACUUCGCUAGGAACCUACGGGGGGAUCUACUCAGCCCCAGCGGACCAGGCCAGCUCGCCUUCUGCCGACGAUGUCUACAACUAUUGCUCCAUGCCUCACCCCCGCCUCGAGACCUACAGCCUCCCCCUUCCCAUCGUCAAUGGCUCUACCUCCGGUCGCCUAGUCUAUCUGGAAUACCUGCAGCGUCACCAACGCAGAACCCCCUACAAUAUUCUUCCAGGCGGCGAGAACCAAGCAUAUAACUGCAACAACCUACAGCCCUUCCUGUACGCUGCGCCGACCUCCCAAAACCCGUCUCCGCUACACGUUUACGCGCAGUCAUACUCAGAUCCGACCAACCCGUUCCUUGCGACUUACGUAAAUGGGUCCUGCCAAUAUCCACAACUCACGGUCGGGGGCUUCUUGGAUGGAUAUCAACACGGUCGCGAUCUUCGAGCAGUAUACCUAUACAAACUACAUCUCAUUCCGUCGGAUCCGGCCGAGGAGAGCGGCCGAAAGGUCUGGCUACGUAGUAGUAGCUCCGCCCUCACUCAAGAAUCUGCGGGCGGUGUCUUGAGAGGACUUUGGCCAGAGUAUCAGGGGUCAUUGCCCCUGCAUCAGCAGGCAGCCAGUGUCGACACUGUCGACCAGGGUUUUUCUUGUUCUGCACGGAGCGACCUUCUCUCGGCGAUCGAAUCGACUCCCGUGUGGAAAGAGCAUUUGACGGUUACCGCGUCGCUCCGCAACCAGCUGGCCGACAUGUUCGAUGCCAACACGUCGAGCUGGAUGUCCACCUUUGACCACUUUGCCGACAACUUCCAGGCCCGCCUGUGCAACGGCUACAGCUUGCCAUGUAGCCUCAAAGACGAAUCUCGGUGUGCGACUCAACAGCAGGCGGAUGAGGUCUUUCGAGCCGGAGACUGGGAAUGGAACUACUGGUGGAGACACAACGCCAAUGCUACGCGCUACAUCCAGCUUGUGGAGGGCUUGUUCAUCGGCGAGGUUGUGCAGCACCUGGAAGCAGUGGCCAAGGGCACGUCGACAUUGGUCUACAGCCACAGCUUUGUGCAUGAUGGAGAUCUGGGACCGGUCCUCGGUGCGUUGGGGAUCAAGGCGCUGCGUUGGCCGGGAAUGGGAUCGAACCUUGCCUUUGAGAUAUGGGAAACGGCGGACUCUGAGCACUACGCCCGAGUUCUAUACAGUGGGCGUGCCAUCGAGACGAUCCAUGGAACUCUAGACUGGGUCCCAUUGUCAUCUUUGCUCGCCAUCCUAAGACCCUUUGUGCCUGAAGAUAUUGUCUCUAUGUGCAGCGCGGCCUGA